GUGGUCCCCGGGAUGGCAGUUUGCUGUUUGUCCUUUGCGUAGCAGCAGCCCGCCGAGUUUGAGUAAGUCAAUGCCAGGAGGUAUGGCGCCCCUCAAGAAGCCUCGGAAUCCCACAAAGUUGCCCCUGGCUUUAAACCCCACGAAGAGCAAGGACGUUUUGGCAGUGCUGGCUGAGAGGAACCAGGCCAUAAUACCAGUUGGGGCUUGGGUGGAACCGGCCUCACCAAAUUGGUCGGGAAUUCCAGCACAUACUUCAGCAUACGUAGUUGAAGAGGAAAUAAAGGAACAGCAGCGAAGAAAGCAAGAGUCUCUGAGACAUUUUCAGAGACAAGUCAGACACCGGGUCAAUCAGCGGGUUAAGCUGAGGAAAAAGCAACUACUUCACAAGUCUUACAAAGCAGCAGAAAAGGAGGGCGCCAUAGCCAUGCGGUAUUCAGAUUCGGCACAUUUAACUUCUAAAAGGACAUGUGUUUUCCCUAGCAAUUUGAAUGCUGCUGUUGGAAGUUUUAGGUUACCCACUUCCCAGGUGCUUGGUGAUGCAACAGAAGAUGGAGAGAAUCAGAAUCAGUUGUUUCAACAACAAGCUCAAGCUCUUAGUCAAACUAUGAAACAGGCACGUCACCAGCUGGCAUCCUUUAAAACUGUGAGUGAAAAAAAGACAUCAGUGCUUCCAAAUGGUGGAAGGAAAAGUUGUCCCACCCAAGAGGGCCUUGGCUGUGGGAAAAUUUCAUUUGUUGCUGUAAGUGAGGAGAGAGAUACUUUGUUUGUGAGCUGCCAGCAGGAUCUCCUUUCUGAAGACAAAGAAAAGGCUUUCAGCAAAGUUCAGAAAGUAAAAUUCAAAAAUCCCUUAUCUGUUGUGAUAAAAGAAGAUGAACGAAAGCAAUUACAUCCUCAUAGCCUUCAGGCUGGUCUUCCAGAAGCCCAGGAUUAUUUUGUAGAAGUUCAAAGCGGCCUUCCAGAAUCUCAGAGUGAUGUCAUAGAUGUUGAGCCUAAAGCUUCAAGAAUUGAACCUAAAACUCUAGGUGUUGAGCCAGACACCCAGGCCACUGGAAUGGAGUGUCAGACUACAGAGCCAGAAGGCCAGGUUGUUAAGACAGAGAUUCAGGACAUUCCUAACGUCCAGACUGUUGAGCUAGAUGGGAAUACUGAGUUGGAAGCCCAGGAUUUUCUACCCUCACACCAGGCCUUUCUAUCCAGAGACCAGGAUUCUUUACCCAAAAAUCACUGUGUUCUCCCUAAUUACCCGAAUGUUUUACCUAAAUACCAGAACCAGCAUUUUCUACCAGUAGACCAGGAAUUUCUACCUAGAAACCAACUUGCUUUACCCAAAGAACAGAAUCAUCCACUUAAAUGUCAGAAGCAGGAUCUCCCACCUAAAGAACAGUUUCCCCUGCUGAGACAUCAAUAUAUUUUACCUAUAUAUCAGGACCAAAGAGAUCCACGUGUUCUUCCUAAAUGUCAGGAUCAUGAUGUUCUUUCCAAAGCCCAGAAUUAUCUACACAAUUAUCAGGAGCAGGAUCUUCAACUCCAAAACCAGGAAGUAAACUCUAAGGAGUCAUUCUCUGAUAUAACAGAUGGGAAAGGGAGAGAAAUAUUUUCUCUGGACAUGUUUCCCAAGAAACCCUCAACUUUUAUGAGAAGAGAGAGGGGGGAUAAGGAGUUACCUCUGGAGCUUCCUCAGUAUGCUCCAUCUCAGAUCCAGGACCAAGUCUUCCUUAGAGAACAGAGCCAGCAGCCCUCUGUUAGGACAACUGAAAGGUGGCAAGAGGAUUUGUAUCUCAGUGGCCAUGAAUGUCUUCAGCCCAGACAACGGAGAGACACAUGCAGCAGGCGACAGCAGGUCUAUGAGGAGUAUCGGUCGGGACUGAGCACUGAAGAGCAGGCUCUGCUGGCAUUUCAGUCUGGAGUAGAUCAAGAAGAAGAUAAAAAAGAGCGUCAAAAGCAGUAUCUGAGACACAGGAAGCUUUUCAUGGAUAUUGAGAGAGAACAAGUGAAAGAACAGAACAGACAAAGGGAACAAAAGAGGAGGAUUGAAAAAAUUAAGAAAAAGAAAGAACAACAACGCUAUGCUGAAGAGCAGAGACUCCUAAGAAUGAACUGUCAUGAAGAACCUUAUUCAGAAGAGAAGAUAAGUGAUGUUUUAGCCCAGUUACAACUGGAAGAAAUAAAAGGAGCCAGAGAAAAACAGCAACAAAGAGAAAAAGAGUACAGAAGAUAUGUAGAAGCUUUACGAGUCCAGGUCCAGGAGAAAAUGAAGCUUUAUAAUAUCACUUUACCUCCAUUAUGCUGUUGUGGUCCUGAUUUUUGGGAUGCUCAUCCUGAUACCUGUGCCAACAAUUGCAUUUUUUAUAAAAACUACAGCGCAUAUAAUCGGGCAUUGCAUUCAGUCAUCAAUUCUUCUGAUAUCUCUGAGGGGAACGCAACUCUUCGAAAUGCCAUUCGUAAUUUUGCUUCUGCACAUAGACGGACUCCAAAACAAAGUCUCCACUAAAGAGUGUCAGCAAAAUGCUAUGUCACAUAGAAAACCACAAGACAACCUGAAGCUACUGGAAGCCACCACAGUGUCAACAGUUCCAGCCUCACAGUACACCCUGAGCUACAGCCCUUCCAAAAGGCAUUUUCCCCAUGCCAAGCAAGGAACAUCAAGAAUUUGUUUCUGAAAUUUUGUUUACUUUACAAACUAUAGAUAUGUUUUAUGUCCAGUUUUCAAUUUGGGCCUCACAGCUAAUAUUGAUGUUAAUAUCACCUCACAAGCUGAAAGCGUACUGCUAGAAACAUCUUCAAAUACCUUGUCAUACCAAAAGCAAAAUGCAAAGUAAGGAGAACACAAGAGCACCUUUUAAUUUUAAAGUGUUUGGAAACAUGUACAGCUUGGUUAUAGUUUCAGAGCUCUAGACACACAUGUCCACGUCAUGUAAGCCAGACACUUUGAGAAGCUGCAGUGGGACUAUGGUUAGAUUCUAAAUUAAAUUCAAUGAGGGCAAUAGACACAGCUCAAAUAAGAUGUGUGGAUCAUGGUACUCCCCUCUCUAUGGUAUGUGCAAGGGGAUAAACAAACAUUUCUAGUUGUGCAUGAUAUCUUUAAUCCUACUACU
This is a messenger RNA of Mus pahari (shrew mouse), 3095 nucleotides long. RefSeq names its product coiled-coil domain containing 15 (gene Ccdc15). The coding region runs from base 71 to 2491 and encodes 806 amino acids. The transcript is spliced from 16 exons. The record is from RefSeq and is a predicted model, not a curated record. Gene Ontology annotation, cellular component: centrosome. NCBI's taxonomy places the organism in Eukaryota, Metazoa, Chordata, Mammalia, Rodentia, Muridae.